This is a messenger RNA of Verticillium dahliae VdLs.17, 3513 nucleotides long. Its product is annotated as ubiquitin-protein ligase E3C. Gene Ontology annotation, molecular function: protein binding; ubiquitin protein ligase activity. Bases 235 to 3513 code for a protein of 1092 amino acids. Gene Ontology annotation, biological process: protein polyubiquitination; ubiquitin-dependent protein catabolic process. The record is from RefSeq and is a predicted model, not a curated record. The transcript is spliced from 5 exons. Lineage: Eukaryota; Fungi; Ascomycota; Sordariomycetes; Glomerellales; Plectosphaerellaceae.
GCACCAGAGGAGCUCCCAUUUGGAGAGUGCCCCGCCACGAUCCCAGACUUUCGAAUAGCUAUCCUUUGGUUGCCCGAGACUCGCUGAAGUUGGCAUGUCUGUCCAAGUCAAUCUCCUUGAUUCACACCCUCUCUUGGACAUGUUGCAGUAUCCGUCUUUGAAGCUUGGUCACCAGUCAUAGUCCUACUACCAACCUUAACCCCCCCACCUACCUACCGACAACGCCGGGUCAUCAUGCACUCGACCUUCACGGGCAACUCCCGCCGAACCCGAAAUGUCAACCUAAGCGGCCAAAAUCAGAACCCCUUUGCCAACGUGUGGUCGCCGUCAGCCAGUUCUGGGGCUUCCAAGACAGUGUCAAACGCCCAAGCUGAGCGUCAACAGAGACAGUUAGAACGAGACCGCCUGAAGGCUGCGAGGAACAUCCAACGAACAUGGAGGAGCCACCACGUCAGAAGACAAUGUCGGGAUGUCUGGCGCCAAGCCUUCGAUGACAUUUACCGUGUUGACACCCCGAACACUGCAGUCCAGAGAGUGCAUACGGCUCUACCGCUGCUGCUUGCUGCCUUUCAGAGGAACCGACCUGACGACGUGCAUCGGCUAGCUUACAUAGCACGAGAUGUCAUGUCCCAGCACGUACGCUCUUUAGUCCCAUCAUCGGAAAAUCAAUCAAGUCGAGAGCAAGAAGGCCAUCGUCUGAGACGAUUGUCUGAGAUAACUGUCGAGGCCCUUGGGGCAACCAUUUUGGAAACACACCUUCAACCAGAAACGAAACUCCUUGUCGAUCUCCUAGCCUACCUGGUCACUGGGCAACCUCAGUCUGUCGUGCGGGUUCUCUCCCAGUACUUCCGACUCCUAGCAAGACUGGUGCGUGCUUCUGCCUCAGAUGAGCAGCAGCUCGAGAAGGUCCUGGCACUUGUGUUGGCUCCUUUGAACGAGCCUCCCCAGUAUGGUUCUGCCGAGGACGCCCGUCCACAUUCAAACCGCGCCUAUGAUGCAUUUGCUUUCGAUUUCCUCGCACGUCACAAAAACACCGAGCAAGCAAAUGAUGACACGGUGUCCAUGCUCCGACCACUGCCGCCUUAUGUUUUGACCAAGCUUACCUCCUGCGUGGACCGAGCCGGUAUUACUGAUAUCCUGUCGGAUCUGGCCAGCUUCCAGGGCGCAAGCCUCUUGGCAGGCUACAUUGUCACGCUUCUGCGGUGCUUUCCGACAUUCGCUGAUGACAUUCGGAUGCGCCUGUUUUUGGGAGAUAUUCCCUCAACAGGCGGAAAUAUCCCCGUCAUCAAGUACCUUUGGCAAACAAUGAGCCAGACAUCGCUUUUUGAGCGCAUCUGCCAUGAUAAGGGAUCCGCUCACGCAGUCGGCUCGAUCCCUUCCUUGAUUAAAAGAUACCUGUCGAAGUCGGGGACUCAAGAAUACUCGGCCCUUGAGGAACAAGAGUGGAGAUUGACUCUGCUUUUCCUUGAACUCUAUACUUUCAUAUUACGCCUCAGCGACGACGACGACUUCUUCAGCGGCAUUUGGCCAAGGAUCAUUGAGAAUGGCGAGCCGCAGACUCGCCUCCGAGCAUGCAGCCUUACCCUCGAAGACGUCAAAAGCUUGACAUUGUUCCUCAAGAACUUGGCUUUUGCCCUGCAUUAUUACACCAACGAGAUCCUUCAGGAUCUUGCUCCAAGCCUCGCCUCAUCCAACGGAUUGGAUUCCUUCCUUGGCCUCGCUGAAGGUCAGAAAGCCUCCAACAAGGGGAGACGCACAUCCCUGGGCCCAAAGGGCCUAUCCUUCGAUAAGCCAGAUCUAGCAGGGUUGAGGGCUAUCGUGACGUCGACGUUGCGCAUGCUCUACGAACGGGACUCUCGACGUCCGUUUUUACCCCGGGACCACUGGCUCAUGACCUCCAAAUUUGACAUGGAAAAGUUUGCGUCGAGCGUCGUGCGGGAACACGACCGCCAACAAGAAGAGCUGGCCAACUUGUCAGAUGAUGAGGAUCAAGACGAGGAAGACGACAUGGAUGACGACGUGGAGAUGGAAAAUGGCGUGCAUACGUUCGCCGGUCAGCGCUUGUCGCAGCACGCGCAAAUAGAGAACAUUCGAGCUCGUCAGAGACGAGCCCAGAAAGCUCGCAUGCUAUCCGUCAUCGGACCCAAACUAGAGAUCCUCCGACACAUGCCUUUUGUGAUCCCUUUCGAUGCGCGGGUCCACAUCUUCCGACAGUUCAUCUACCUCGAUCAGCAAAAGAGGAGACAAGGAAUGGACGCCGAGCAGUGGCGGAUGUCCAUGAUCAACAAUCCGCUCCUGCCCCAGAGAGGUCUGACCGGACGUCAUCGUGGAAGCAUCAAGAGAGGACAAGAAUUCGACGAUGCGUUUGAGCAGUUCUACGAACUAGGCGAGAGCCUCAAGGAGCCAGUCCAGAUUCAGUUCAUCGACAGCUUUGGCGACGUCGAGGCAGGCAUCGACGGAGGAGGUGUCGCUAAGGAAUUUCUCCUCAGCGCCAUUAAUCAGGUGUUCAUGAAUCAGUCUGAUGACCGAUAUUUUGUCGAAAACAGCCAGAAGUUGUGGUAUCCGAACCCGAUCAUCUUUGACAAGUUCAGAGAAGAGACCGAGAAGAUGGGUCUCCCUGAAGCUGAGAAAAAGGAUAUCCUGACCGGACUCUCACAGAGGUACGAGUUUCUGGGACGCCUCGUCGGCAAAUGCAUGUAUGAGGAUAUCCUCAUCGACGUCAACUUUGCCGGAUUCUUCCUACUCAAGUGGGCAGCUUCCGGUCUGACAGGCGAGGAGAGCUACCGGGGCAACGUGAACGACUUGCGUGACCUCGAUGCUGGCUUGUAUCAGGGUUUGGUGCAUCUCAAGAAUCUGCCCGCUGACGAGGUGGAGUCCCUAAGCCUUGACUUUACAGUCGAUGAUCAGAUCUCGGCGGAUGGCGAGACGGUCCGCAGUCUGACGACAGAGCUCAUUCCCGGCAGGGGCUCGACGCCCGUCACCAAGGACAACAGACUGCUCUACAUAUCGUACAUGGCGCGUCACCGACUCGUGGUGCAGCCCGCCCAGCAAACGAUGGCUUUCCUGCGUGGUCUGCGCGCCAUCAUCGCGCCGACCUGGCUCUCCAUGUUUAACCAGACGGAGCUGCAGCGCCUCGUCGGCGGCGACUCGUCCGAGAUUAGCAUUGAUGACCUGCGCGCCAACACCAACUAUUCGGGCCUCUACGUCAUUGGCGACGAUGGCGAGGAGCACCCGACGAUCCAGCUCUUCUGGAAGGUCGUGCGUGGGUUCACGGACGCCCAGCGACGCGAUCUGCUCAAGUACGUCACGUCGACGCCGCGCGCGCCGCUGCUGGGGUUCGGGUCGCUGAACCCGCUUUUCAGCAUUCGCGACGGCGGCACCGACGAGGCCCGGCUGCCGAGCGCCAGCACGUGCGUGAACCUGCUCAAGCUGCCGCGGUAUACUGACGAGGAGACGCUGCGGCGCAAGUUGGUCCUCGCGAUUUCCUCGGGCGCUGGCUUCGACCUGAGCUGA